AUGCCUGAGAACGGCUCCUCCGCCAACUGCCGCGAGGCGGGCGAGCUGGCAGUGCGUCCGGGCUGGCCGGGGACCGCGGCGCGGCCCUCCGGGAGCGCCCGUCCUCCGUGGGAGGCGCCCGCUCUGUCCGCCGUGCUCAUCUUCACCACCGCGGUGGACGUCGUGGGCAACCUCCUGGUCAUCCUCUCCGUGCUCAGGAACCGCAAGCUCCGCAACGCAGGUAAUUUGUUCUUGGUGAGCCUGGCAUCGGCUGACCUGAUGGUGGCCUUGUACCCCUACCCGCUGAUCCUUGUGGCCAUCUUCCAUGAUGGCUGGGUCCUGGGAGAGAUGCACUGCAAGGCCAGCGGCUUUGUGAUGGGCCUGAGUGUCAUUGGCUCUGUCUUCAACAUCACUGCCAUUGCCAUUAACCGCUAUUGCUACAUCUGCCACAGCAUGGCCUAUCACCGGAUCUAUCAGCACUGGCACACUCCCCUCUACAUCUGCCUCAUCUGGUUACUCACUGUGGUGGCCGUGGUGCCCAACUUUUUCAUGGGGUCCCUAGCGUAUGACCCACGCAUCUACUCCUGCACCUUCAUCCAGACGGCCAGUGCCCCGUUCACAGUGGCAGUGGUAGUCUUUCACUUCCUCCUCCCCAUCACUGUUGUGUUUUUCUGCUACCUGCGCAUCUGGGUGCUGGUGCUCCAGUCCCGCAGGAAGGCCAAGUCAGAGACCAAGCUGCACUGGAGGCCCAGCGGUGUCCGGAGCUUCCUGACCAUGUUCUUGGUGUUUGUGAUCUCCGCUAUCUGCUGGGCCCCGCUGAACUGCAUUAGCCUCGCUGUGGCCAUCAACCCAGAAGAAAUAGCUCCCCAGGUCCCGGACGGGCUCUUUGUGACUAGCUACUUCCUGGCUUAUUUCAACAGCUGCCUUAAUGCCAUAGUCUAUGGGCUCCUGGACCAGAACUUCCGCAGGGAAUACAAGAAGAUUGUCUCGGUCCUCUGGAACCCUGGGCACUGCUUUCAGGAUGCUUCUAAUGUGAGCCAGGCCUCAGGGCCUCAGAGCCAAACUCUACCUGUUGUUAAUGCCCAGCAUCCCAUCCAGAUAGACACUCUCUAGACUGGAUCACUGGCUGGGCGACAGAUUCAUUAAAUGGUUUUGGUGAUGAUCCAGGAACCAAGAGAAUGAAACGGCAUAGGGAAAACCCAGGAUACUGGGCCAUCUAUGUGCUCAUAUAGGAUGGUCUAAAGCUGCAGGCGCUGAUUUUAAAUAAGGACAAUUUUGCUGCAAUAGUGUGGAAACUCUAUCCAUCCUCCACAACCUUGCUCUAAAUAUCUAUUUAGGAACUUGGAUUUAUUUUAAAAAAUCUUUCCAUGAAGAUAACUACUGUCCCACAUAAUUUAACUGGUGAAUUUUAUCAAAUAUUUAAUAAAGAAAUAAUA
Suricata suricatta (meerkat) is the source of this 1415-nucleotide messenger RNA. It is a transcript of the gene MTNR1B, whose product is annotated as melatonin receptor 1B. The record is from RefSeq and is a predicted model, not a curated record. Gene Ontology annotation, biological process: G protein-coupled receptor signaling pathway. Gene Ontology annotation, cellular component: membrane. Gene Ontology annotation, molecular function: melatonin receptor activity. NCBI's taxonomy places the organism in Eukaryota, Metazoa, Chordata, Mammalia, Carnivora, Herpestidae.